UCUGCAUGCGUAAAUCUUUUGAGCUAUACACGUCCAGCUACAGUCCAAACACAUUUACCUUUGUGUGUGUGUUUUACUUUUCAUUCGUGAUGUAUCAUCUGCCUGUGCUGAAGAACAGACGCACUCUCCUGGAGAGAGCGGAGAAGUUUAUAUCUGAUAUUUACUUUACAGACUGCAAUCUGAGAGGACGUCUAUAUGGGGAGUCUUAUCCACUGGAAACCAUCAGCUUCUUCCUGUCUCAGACCAGAAUCCCAUUUACUGAAGCCUCCAAGCAAAACUUUGCGCCUUAUAAAAUCGGUGAUAUCUUUGGACCGACAUGGUGGACUUGCUGGUUUAAAGUGUCCCUGACGAUCCCUGAGUCCUGGAGAGGAAAAGAGGUCCAUCUCCUCUGGGAAAGUGAUGGGGAAGGAAUGGUUUGGAGAAAUGGACAACCAGUUCAGGGAUUAACUAAAAAGGGUGAAAAGACAAGUUAUAUCUUGUCUGACUGUCUGAAAGAUGAAGAGCCUCACAGCGUCACCCUAUAUGUGGAAGUAGCCUGUAAUGGGCUUUUUGGCGCUGGUCAAGGAUCCAUGAUCGCAGCUCCAGACCCAAGCAGGAUGUUUUCUGUACAGAAGGCAGAAUUGGUCAUUUUCAACAGAGAUGUGCAGAAGCUGCUGACUGAGUUUGAGAUGCUUGUUGACAUUGUUAAGGAACUCGGAGAGGCAGAGCAACGGGGCUACCAGGCGCUCUUCACUGCCAAUGAGAUGGUGAACCUUUGUGACCCGUUUGAUUCCAGCUCCUUUUCCAAAGCUCACAGUCUGGCCCACAAGUUCUUUAACCAGCGGAAUGGAGACAGCCAGCAUACUGUCCAUGCAAUGGGUCACUGCCACAUCGAUUCAGCCUGGCUUUGGCCGUACGAGGAGACGAUUCGCAAAUGUGGCCGAAGCUGGGCGACUGUCGUCAGUUUAAUGGAGAAGAACCCGGAGUUUGUCUUCACUUGCUCUCAGGCACAGCAGUUUGAGUGGGUAAAGAGCUGGUAUCCGGGACUUUUCUCCAAGAUUCAAGAUUACGUGAAGAAAGGCCAGUUCAUUCCAGUGGGAGGAACAUGGGUGGAAAUGGAUGGCAAUCUGCCAUCAGGUGAGUCCAUGGUUCGACAGUUCCUGGAAGGCCAGCGCUUCUUUAAUCAGGAGUUUGGCAUAUAUUGCAAAGAGUUUUGGCUUCCAGAUACAUUCGGAUACUCUGCCCAGCUUCCACAAAUCAUGCAGGGAUGUGGCAUUUCCAAUUUUCUGACCCAGAAGCUGAGCUGGAAUUUGGUCAACACCUUUCCUCACAACACAUUUUUCUGGGAGGGUCUGGAUGGCUCCAAAGUUUUAACUCACUUCCCACCAGGGAAUUCCUAUGAAAUGAAGGGAAAGAUUGAAGAUCUGGUGAAAACUGUGAAGAAUAACAAAGAUAAAGGGCGAGCCAAUCACAGUGCGGCAUUGUUUGGCUUUGGCGACGGCGGCGGUGGCCCUACGCAGCUGAUGCUUGAUAGGCUUGGCCUGGUCAGGGACACAGAUGGACUUCCCAAGGUCCAGAUGUCCAAUCCUUCAAAGCUUUUCUCGCAGCUGCAAGCUGACUCAGGGCUACUGUGCACUUGGACCGGAGAGCUCUUCCUGGAACUGCAUAAUGGCACCUAUACCACUCAGGCACAGAUUAAACGUGAGAAUCGCCAGUGUGAGACUUUGCUUCAUGAUGUCGAGGUGGCCAGCAGCUUGGCCCUCUGCCGAAGCGAGAUGUUUCUUUAUCCUGCAGAAAAACUGCAGCGCCUCUGGAGGCUUCUUCUCCUAAACCAGUUCCACGAUGUGAUUCCUGGAAGCUGCAUAGGGAUGGUUGUGGAAGAUGCUCUUAACUACUAUAAAGAUAUCAGAAAUGAUGGUGGGGUCCUUCUGCGGGAGGCAUUGGAAGCCCUGGAGCCAAAAGGAACCUCUCCUGGUGUGUUUAACUCUCUCCCCUGGGAGCGAUGUGAAGUCGUUCAGAUUACAGAUGGACCAGACAGUUCCAAGCUAGCUCUGGUGACCGCUCCCAGCGUCGGCGUGGCUCCUGUCAAAGAAACGCAGCCUGCGACUCCAGUCUCUGUCACUCCUCAGGCGGAUGGCAGUGUCCUUAUGGAGAAUGGGAUUUUACAAGCAGUCAUCAGCAAAGAUGGCACACUGGCAUCACUGUGCUUAAUCAGUGCUAACAGAGAAACUAUUUCUGAUGGCUCUUCUGGAAACCAGUUCGUCAUAUUCGACGACGUCCCCCUGUACUGGGACGCAUGGGAUGUGAUGGACUACCAUCUUCAGACAAGGAAGCCAGUAGUGGAAGUGGUGCAGCCUGUCCAGGUAGCGUUCCCAGGAGGAGUCAGAGGCAGUGUCAGCUUCACCCUGAGGAUCAGCGAUAAAAGCACUGUCACACAAGAGAUCAUCAUGGAUGCCAUGUGUCCCUACAUCAAGUUCAACACAAAGGUGCAGUGGGCAGAGUCGCACAAGUUUCUCAAAGUUGAGUUUCCUGUGCGCGUACGAAGCCCGAAUGCGACAUAUGAGAUUCAGUUUGGUCAUCUGCAGAGACCCACACACUGGAACACAUCGUGGGACUGGGCUAGGUUUGAGGUUUGGGGUCACAAAUGGGCCGACCUAUCAGAGCACAACUUUGGAGUGGCACUUCUGAAUGACUCCAAAUAUGGUUAUUCAAUCCACAAGAACACAAUGACUCUUUCCCUACUGAGAGCACCAAAGGCACCGGACGCUACUGCCGACAUGGGGAAUCACCAGUUCACAUACGCCAUCAUGCCCCACUCAGGAUCCUUCCAGGAUGCUUCAGUUGUUCAGUGUGCUUACAGCCUCAACUACCCUCUGAGGCCAAUCCAGUGCCGCCCUGACUCUGCACCCUGGAGUGCCUUCUCCCUCAGUCCAUCAGCAGUCGUCCUGGAGACCAUUAAACAGGUAGAGGAUGGAAACGGGAACCUUGCCGUGCGUCUCUAUGAGUCCAAUGGGAGCAGUGUUACUGCAACUCUGCACAGCGACCUUCCAGUUAAGGAGGCAUGGCACUGUGAUUUGUUGGAGAGGCGAGACCCCACCCAGCCAGCACACAUCACAUCUGAGGGAAUCUCUCUGAACUUCAAACCCUUUCAAAUUGUGACGCUUCUGCUCUGCUUUUGAUUUAUUCCAGAAUGUUUUACACUCAGAGGACUUGAAAGAGGGAAUAUUUGGUGUAAUUCUACUAAAACAAUGUGAUCACUUUGCAAUGAAUGAAUAACCGCAUUUUUCUAGCAUUUUUUUAAAAUGAGUUUUUAUUUUUUCUUAAAAUAUAUAUAUAUAUAAGUAUAAAAUUACAGAAAGAUUUGGCUCCA
Xiphophorus maculatus (southern platyfish) is the source of this 3349-nucleotide messenger RNA. It is a transcript of the gene man2c1, whose product is annotated as mannosidase alpha class 2C member 1. The coding region runs from base 6 to 3158 and encodes 1050 amino acids. Gene Ontology annotation, molecular function: carbohydrate binding; alpha-mannosidase activity. The record is from RefSeq and is a predicted model, not a curated record. The transcript is spliced from 26 exons. NCBI's taxonomy places the organism in Eukaryota, Metazoa, Chordata, Actinopteri, Cyprinodontiformes, Poeciliidae. Gene Ontology annotation, biological process: oligosaccharide catabolic process; mannose metabolic process.